CACAACUACAAAUGACUCAUGUUGAAGAGGAGAUCAUCAUAGAACAAGUUAAAGAUACACAUAAUUCGAAUGGUGGCAUUGAUGUUGAUGCAAAUUGUCUUCUCAAGUUUGUGGAGGACAUUUUCAAUUUCAAUGCGGUUCCUCGAGAAGCAAUGCAAGAAAGGUUACACUUACAAGAACACAUCCAGAAGAAGAUUUCAUUUGAUGUUUUACAACUCUCUUUCGUGGUAUGGUAAAUAUAAAUCUCCCAUUCAUCACACAAUUUUCUAUGAUUACAAAUUAAAUGAUGACUUUUUUCUUUUAAAUUUCAUUCUAAUUUUAGAUAGCCUUCACUUGUGUAAGCUAUGAUGAUAGUCACUCAACUGCCAUUUAUCUACUAAGUUUGUUGUCAAAGUAUAUGUGGCAUGCUAAGGGAGUAAUGUUACUCGCAUGUUUUGCGAUCAUCCGAGGGAAAUCUAAAGUUGCCUCACAAUCAUGUCAUCGGAAAGGACUAUCCUACAACAUGGCUUCUCUAAGAAAUAGCCUAAACUCAAUGCUAUUCCCUAACAAUGAAAAUUUUUUUAAUGACUCAAUGAGAUCCAUGUUUAAUCUCACCAAGCUUAUGAUUGAGCUUCGACAUUCAUCUUCAAUGUUUUUGGCGAACUACUGGAUCGCAAGAUGUGUUGUUGCCUACGCUCAUCUCUUUAUUUUGGGCCUCGAGCCACAAAAUCAGAUAAUGGCGGAACUGUCCAAUGUAUCCACCAAAAUCAAAGAGAUUCUGGCUUCCAGCCUCCCACUACUAGAGGCAAAAAGGGCAGAAGAAAAUUAUCAAGCGUUGUUACAUGCAUUUGAUAAUUCUUCAAAUAUCUUGGACGUUCUUAAAUUGAUAUUCAAUGUCAAAAAUAAUAAAGAGAAGCCAAUUUGGCACCAAGAUAGAUCGCAUAGAGUGUCAUCUCAUUGAAUGGGAUUAGAUGAGUUUGAAGGGGAGGGAGUGCUAUUACUAAUAUCAUCUGGCAAACACUUUCCCUGUUAUGCAUAUGCUGUGGCGCCCACGGGAGUAAAGAUGAUUUGGGUUCCAAUUAUAAAUGAUCUGGAUGAGCAUAUACAAAUAAGCCAUUCCUUUAUCUCCUACCGUGUAUUGGAUCCACAAAAAUGGAUUGCACCAGAAUUUGUAAGAUUUCUUAAAGAUAGCUGCUUUUCAACUUUUGAAGUUGGGUGUGACCCUAUUGUCAUUUCACUGGACAAACGGGGAAGAUUGGUUCAUUCUAAUGCACUGCACAUGAUAUUGACAUGGGGAUCUCAAAUAUAUGAUGAUGGGAGAACAAUGAGAUCGAGUGAUAUAAUCCCUUCAUUAGAAAAUGAGUUGAGGGAAAGGACUUCAGGUGCUGACCGUGUGAUUGAUGACAUUGACAAACAAAUACAUAAUUUCGCGAGAGAGGUCCGCAUAAAGAUCAAAGAUUGGGUGGACAACAUCGAGGCGAAGAUGAAAAGUUCGUUCCGUUCUUACAAUUACACAUAUGAGAGGGAACAAUCCUUGUGGGAUAAAGAAUCUUGGAAUCUUAAGCUUGUGGUAGGAUCCAAAUAUUGGAACUUCCAACACAUGCUGAACGAUUGGAUGGAUGAUGAUGAAAAGUACAUUUUCUUAUGCGGAGGCAAUAACAUUAAACGCGUUCUAGAGUUUGUACUUAAGGUACAAGAAGUCCGUUCCAAAUUCCAAAUGAAUAUGAGAAUUGCAUACAUUGGAAAAAGAAGAAGAAAAAUGAUUGAAGAGGUGAGGAGAGCCUGUGAUUAUGAAUUUACAAAUUUUGACCGACGUUAUGGUUUUAAGCGGUUUUGGGCACGACUUCAUAGCGUGGCCUCAUCUAGGAUUCAAUAUUUAAGUAAGAUUGGACUUGAUGAAGGGAGUGAUGAAAUUCUGCAAGGACUCAGAAAAUUAUUAUCUUAUGAAGAUGAAUGCACAACAAUUGGAUCAUGGGCUUUAUUGAGCAAAGGGAAAAGAAUAAUUGCAUGUGAUAUGGGAGACAAAAUGUUAGGAGUGUUGAAUGAGUAUGAGAAGUGGAAGAACAAUGCACAUGCCAAUGGUUUUGAACAAGCAUUCAAGGAUUACUAUGAGAUGCUUAAAAGUUCUUCUUCCCAUCAACACCAUUUUUGUGCUCUCAAUUACUCAUCUAAUUUGGAUAAAAUUUCAAAGGCUCUGUCUUGCCCUCAAUGUAACCAGAACAUGCAUAAAUUUGUCACUUUCUUCUGCUGUCAUGGUCCGACCAAUUAUUUAUAUUAUGAGGAGGAGGACGAAGACUGGCAAAUAUAAUCAACUAGAGUUUGCAUUCCACUCGCACACCUUAUAAUAUGAUGCGGUAGUCUACAUGCAGGCAUUAUGAUUAUACUUGUACGUUCUUGAUUGUAAUAUUCAUUGAAUAAUAU
Molecule: messenger RNA, 2400 nt
Organism: Ipomoea triloba (trilobed morning glory)
Lineage: Eukaryota; Viridiplantae; Streptophyta; Magnoliopsida; Solanales; Convolvulaceae
Product: protein SIEVE ELEMENT OCCLUSION B-like
Exons: 7
Coding region: 941-2287 (448 amino acids)
Biological process (GO): phloem development
Source: RefSeq, a predicted model, not a curated record